AUGGGCCCUGCCUGGCUGUGGCUGCUUUGCCUUUCUGUCCCCCAGGUAUUUGUCACGGCCCAGACUGCUGAGCUGCAUGUGGAAGUCCCAGAGAACUACGGUGGAAAUUUCCCUCUGUACCUGACCAAGCUGCCACUGCCCCCUAAGGAGGCCGGGGGCCUGGUCGUGCUGUCCGAGGACUCCAGCAUGAUGGCUGAUGGCCCUUUUGCUGUGGAUCCAGAGUCUGGCUUCCUGCUGGUGACCAAGGCCCUGGAUCGAGAGGAACAGGCAGAGUACCAGCUUCAGGUGACCAUGGAGACAGAGGACAGACAUGUCCUGUGGGGUCCACAGCACGUGCUUGUGCACGUGAAGGAUGAGAACGACCAGGUGCCCCGUUUCUCCCAGGCCAUCUACCGAGCUCGGCUGAGCCAGGGCACCAAGACUGGCGUUCCCUUCCUCUUCCUUGAGGCUUCAGAUGCGGAUGAGCCAGGCACAGCCAACUCGGAUCUACGAUUCCACAUCCUGAGCCAGGUGCCGGCCCAGCCUCACCCAGACCUGUUCCAGCUGGAUCCCCGAGAGGGGGCUCUGGCCCUCAGCCCCCAGGGGAGCACCAGCCUAGACCAUGCCCUGGAGGGGUCCUACCAGCUGUUGGUACAGGUCAAGGACAUGGGCGACGAGGCCUCAGGCCACCAGGCCACUGCCACCAUAGAUGUCUCCAUAGUAGAGAACACGUGGAUGCCCCUCGAGUCCAUCCACCUGGCGGAGAAUCUCAAGGUCUCAUACCCACACCUCAUUGCACAGGUACACUGGAAUGGGGGGGAUGUGCACUACCAUCUGGAGAGCCAGCCUCCUGGACCCUUCGAUGUGAACCCAGAAGGGAAUCUCUACGUAACCGAGGAGCUGGACCGAGAGGCCCAGGCUGAGUACCUGCUCCAGGUGUGGGCUCAGAAUACCCAUGGGGAGGACUACACAGAACCUCUGGAGCUGCAGGUGGUGGUGACAGAUGAGAACGACAAUGCACCUGUCUGCACCCAACCUGGACCCCCAAUCAGCAUCCCUGAGCUCAGCCCCCCAGGUACGGCGAUCACCACAUUGUCCACAGAAGACGCAGAUGCCCCUGGCACCCCUAAUGCCCACGUUGUGUAUCGGCUGCUGAGCCCUGAGCCUGAGGAGGGGGCAGAGGGGCAAGCCUUUGAGCUGGACCCUGCUUCGGGCAGGGUGACACUGGGGGCUGCCUCACUCCGAGCUGGCCAGAGCGUCGUGCUUCAGGUGCUGGCCAGUGACCUGGCGGGAGCAGAGGGUGGUCUCAGCAGCACGUGUGAGGUCACUGUUUCGAUCACAGACAUCAAUGACCAUGCUCCCGAGUUCACCACCUCCCAGAUCGGGCCCAUAAGCCUGCCUGAGGACACAGAGCCUGGGGCUCUGGUGACCACCCUUGUGGCCACUGACGCUGACAUUGAACCUGACUUCCGCCUCAUGGACUUUGCCAUUGAGUCAGGAGAUGUGGAGGGGACCUUCAGUCUGGAUUGGAAGCCAGACUCUGGUCACGCCCACCUCCGGCUCCACAAGAACCUCAGCUAUGAAGCAGCUCCAAGCUACAAGUUGGUGGUGGUGGUGCGGAGCGUGGUGAACCUGGUGGGGCCAGACCCAGGCCCCGCAUCCACGGCCACAGUGGCUGUGCUGGUGGAGAGGAUGGUGCCACCCCCCAAGCUGGACCAGGAGAGCUAUGAGGCCACUGUCCCAGUCAGCACCCCACAGGGCUCGUUUCUGCUGACCAUCCAGCCCUCAGACCCCACAAGCAGACCCCUCAGGUUCUCGCUGGUCAAUGACUCAGAGGGCUGGCUCUGCAUUGAGGAGGGCUCCGGGAAGGUGUCUACAGCCCGGUCCCUGCAGGGCGCCCGGCAUGGGGACUCAUACACAGUGCUUGUGGAGGCCCAGGAUGCAGACGAUCCAGACCUGAGCGUCUCAGCCACCCUCACGCUCCACUUCCUGAAGGCCCCGCCAGCCCCUGGCCUGCCUCCAGCCCCCAGGUUUGCCCGGCACCUCUGCACACCCCGCCAGGACCGUGGCGUGCUGGUCAGUGGAGCCAGCGAGGACCCCAACCUGGCCAAUGGACAGGGUCCCUACAGUUUUGCCCUGGGACCCAAUCCCACUGUGCAGCGAGACUGGCACCUCCAGGCCUUCAAUGGUUCCCAUGCCUUCCUCACCAUGGCCCUGCACUGGGUGGAGCCACAGGAGCACUUGGUCCCUGUAGUUGUCACCCACAAUGACCAGACGUGGCAACUCCUGAUCCGAGUGGUUGUAUGUCGGUGCAACGUGGAGGGGCAGUGCCUGCGCAAGGUGGGCCGCAUGAAGGGCAUGCCCACGAAGCUGUCGGCAGUGGGCAUCCUCGUGGGCACGCUGGCAGCCAUAGGCUUCUUGCUCAUCAUCGUCUUCACCCACUUGGCCCUGGCGAGGAAGAAGGACCUGGAUCAGCCGGUGGACAGCGUGCCCCUAAAGACAGCAAUUUGA
Messenger RNA from Elephantulus edwardii (Cape elephant shrew), 2490 nucleotides. RefSeq names its product cadherin 16, KSP-cadherin (gene CDH16). The coding region runs from base 1 to 2490 and encodes 829 amino acids. Gene Ontology annotation, biological process: homophilic cell-cell adhesion; cell-cell junction assembly; calcium-dependent cell-cell adhesion. NCBI's taxonomy places the organism in Eukaryota, Metazoa, Chordata, Mammalia, Macroscelidea, Macroscelididae. The transcript is spliced from 17 exons. Gene Ontology annotation, molecular function: cadherin binding; calcium ion binding. The record is from RefSeq and is a predicted model, not a curated record. Gene Ontology annotation, cellular component: plasma membrane; catenin complex; adherens junction.